This is a messenger RNA of Eriocheir sinensis (Chinese mitten crab), 1500 nucleotides long. Its product is annotated as trichohyalin-like. The transcript has 7 exons. The coding region runs from base 1 to 702 and encodes 233 amino acids. Lineage: Eukaryota; Metazoa; Arthropoda; Malacostraca; Decapoda; Varunidae. The record is from RefSeq and is a predicted model, not a curated record.
AUGCUGCUGCAAGAGACACAAACGAAGCUGAAGGCGAUAGAGGAGGAGGUGAAGAAGACCCAGGCCGCGCGGGAGGAGGUGGAUGCCCGGGUUAUCUCCCAAGCCCAGCAACUUCAGCAGAUCCAGAACGACCUCCACCUAUCCUCCACCAGAGAGAAGGAGAUGAGGGAGGAGGUGGAGGCUAUGAAGGUUUUAAUGAAGGAAGAGGAAGGGAAGAAGGAGGAGGAGAUGAAGAAGAUGAAGGAAGAAAAUAUAAGAUUACAGGCCGCGCGGGAGGAGGCGGAUGCCCGGGUCAUCUCCCAAGCCCAGCAACUUCAGCAGAUCCAGAAUGACCUCCACCUAUCCUCCACUCGAGAGAAGGAGAUGAGGGAGAAUUUGGAGGUUAUGAAGGUUUUACUGAAGGAGGAAGAAGGGAAGAAGGAGGAGGAGGUGAGGAAGGUGAAGGAAGAGCUACAGAAGAAGGAAGAAGAGAACAAACGAUUACAGGCCUCCCUCCAGCGGGCCGAGACGGAGACGGCAGCAGCGCGAGGAUUCAGGGACAGAACGCAGGAGAGACUGAAGGAGAUGACCGCCAAAGUGGAGAUGAGUGAGGCAAGAUGGCAGAAGAAGAUGAGAGAGGAAGAGGAGGCAGCGGUAGAAGAAGAGGAGGAGGAGGAGGAGGAGGAAGAAGAGGAGGAGGAGGAGGAGGAGGUGAGAAAAUAGACGAAGAAGAAGGAGGAGGAGGAGGAAGAAGAGGAAUGCAAGAAAUCAAGUAAUUAUUUUAUUAUUAUUAUUAUUAUUAUUAUUAUUAUUAUUAUUAUUAUUAUUAUUAUUAUUAUUUUCCAUAGAAUUAGUUUCCAUAUUUUCCCUUCAAUGUAAUUUUUUUGUAAUUUUUUUAGUAAUUUAUAAGUAAUUUUAAGUAAUAUUUUAGAAGUAGUAAUUUUAAUAUGUAGUUACUUAUGUGUGUGUGUGUAAUUAUAUGUAACUUAUAACUAUCUAACAAUUAUAUUAACAUUGUAUUAUUAUUAUUAUUAUUAUUAUUAUUAUUAUUAUUUCAUCUUGUUUUUAUUUUCUUUCAAGUUUUCUCGAAGAUUUUCCUUAAUGUUUUUUUCUUCUUUAUUAGUAUUUUCAUUUCUCUCAUUUCUUUCUUUCAUCUGUGUUCCAUUUCUUUCAUUUCCUUCUUUCAUUUCUUUCAUUUCUUUCAUCUGUGUUCCAUUUCUUUCAUUUUUUUCUCUUUUUUUUCAUUCCUUUCUUUCAUCUGUGUUCCAUUUCUUUCAUUUCUUUCAUUUAUUUCUUUGUAUGUGUUCCAUUUUCUUUCAUUUCUUUCAUUUCUUUUUUUCAAAUGUGUUCCAUUUAUUUUUUUCAUUUCUUUAAUUUCUUUCAUCUGCGUUCCAUUUCUUUAAUUUCUUUCUUUCAUUUCUUUCAUUUCUUUCUUUCAUUUAUUUAUUUCAUCUGUGUUCCAUUUCUUUCAUGUCUUUAAUUUCUUUCUUUCAUUUCUUUCAUUUCUUUCUUUCAUUUAUU